AUGCCGGUGGAGAGGAUGCGCAUGCGCCCGUGGCUGGAGGAACAGAUCAACUCGAACACGAUACCAGGGCUGAAGUGGCUGAACAAGGAAAAGAAGAUCUUCCAGAUCCCCUGGAUGCACGCAGCGAGACACGGCUGGGACGUGGAGAAGGACGCACCGCUCUUCAGGAACUGGGCGAUCCACACAGGAAAGCAUCAACCCGGAGUCGAUAAGCCCGAUCCAAAAACAUGGAAGGCGAAUUUUCGAUGUGCUAUGAACUCCUUGCCUGACAUCGAAGAAGUCAAGGAUAAAAGUAUAAAGAAAGGAAAUAACGCCUUCAGAGUCUACCGGAUGUUGCCCUUAUCCGAGCGGCCUUCUAAAAAAGGAAAGAAACCAAAGACAGAAAAGGAAGACAGAGUCAAGCACAUCAAGCAAGAACCAGUUGAGUCCUCCCUGGGGCUUAGUAACGGAGUAAGUGACCUUUCUCCCGAGUACGCGGUCCUGGCCUCGGCUAUAAAAAACGAAGUGGAUAGUACGGUGAACAUCAUAGUUGUAGGACAGUCACAUCUGGACAGCAACAUCGAGGACCAAGAGAUUGUCACCAACCCGCCGGACAUCUGCCAGGUGGUGGAGGUGACCACCGAGAGCGAUGAGCAGCCGGUCAGCAUGAGUGAGCUGUACCCUCUGCAGAUCUCCCCUGUGUCUUCCUACGCAGAAAGCGAAACCACCGACAGUGUGCCCAGUGACGAGGAGAGCGCCGAGGGCCGGCCCCCCUGGCGGAAGCGGAACAUCGAGGGCAAGCAGUACCUCAGCAACAUGGGCACGCGGAGCACCUACCUGCUGCCCAGCAUGGCCACCUUCGUGACCUCCAACAAGCCCGACCUGCAGGUCACCAUCAAGGAGGAGAACUACCCGAUGCCCUUCAGCAGCUCCUGGCCCCCGUACCCCGACCACCCGCUCGCCGCCUCCGUGAGCCCCGCGCCCGCCGGCGGCCGGCCGGACCGCGAGACCCGGGCCAGCGUCAUCAAGAAGACGUCGGACAUCGCCCGCGUCAAGAGCUGUUAG
Messenger RNA from Pipistrellus nathusii (Nathusius's pipistrelle), 1044 nucleotides. NCBI's taxonomy places the organism in Eukaryota, Metazoa, Chordata, Mammalia, Chiroptera, Vespertilionidae. The record is from the annotation of a GenBank genome assembly.